Apis laboriosa (Himalayan honeybee) is the source of this 650-nucleotide messenger RNA. RefSeq lists its product as uncharacterized. NCBI's taxonomy places the organism in Eukaryota, Metazoa, Arthropoda, Insecta, Hymenoptera, Apidae. The record is from RefSeq and is a predicted model, not a curated record. The coding region runs from base 89 to 517 and encodes 142 amino acids. The transcript is spliced from 4 exons.
GAGGAAUAUAUAAAUGGGCGGGCAGGGCUGAAAUUUCUAGUUGGUAGAAGAUAGUUUGCAAGCCUAUAACGAAGUUGUGUAUCGCACUAUGCAGGUCCACGUGACGUCGUUUGUCUUCGCUGCGUUGCUGAUCGCUUCGAUGGAAUCGAAACCACUCUGGCCAAGCGUACGUUCGGACGAUCAUCGAUACCUUUCUACACCCAUCAACGUGGACAGAGGAUUUCUUCAGUACCACGAUUCCCCUUAUUAUGUUUAUAACGUACAUUCCGAGGUAAAUGCGGCUCCUAUCAUAGCACAUGGGAAACUGGCUGCUUCUCAUUUACCUGUUUACAGCUUUUAUUACGGAACCCCGACUUACGACUUCCGGCUACCAUUGAAUCCGGUGUAUCCGCUAUUACCUGCUCCCCAUCCAGGAGAUCAACCAUCGACUGUAGGUGCAAAACCGAUCGAUGAAGAUGAUGAUGGUAUUGAAAAAUUGGAGACAAAGAUUGAAGGGGGGAAAAAGGAGAGGAAAUGAAAAAGUUAAACGAAAGCAUCGAUGAUAACCUUCAUUAUAUUUAACCGUUAAUCGAAGUAACUUUUGUACGUGGUGGAACGAAAUUUUGCGAAAUUCUUCUUAUUUUUUAUUUUCAUUAGUUCUUAAAAUCCGA